Messenger RNA from Scomber japonicus (chub mackerel), 2942 nucleotides. RefSeq names its product interferon regulatory factor 9 (gene irf9). The coding region runs from base 113 to 1408 and encodes 431 amino acids. Gene Ontology annotation, molecular function: DNA-binding transcription factor activity, RNA polymerase II-specific; protein binding; RNA polymerase II cis-regulatory region sequence-specific DNA binding. The transcript is spliced from 10 exons. Lineage: Eukaryota; Metazoa; Chordata; Actinopteri; Scombriformes; Scombridae. The record is from RefSeq and is a predicted model, not a curated record. Gene Ontology annotation, biological process: regulation of transcription by RNA polymerase II; immune system process. Gene Ontology annotation, cellular component: nucleus.
AGUGAACGGAGCCCUGAACGUAGCGCAGUGUCAGAGCUGCAGCAGCGCCGAGGAAACGCAACCGAGAGUGUGUGAGUCGUUUUGAGGUUGUUCUUGGCUCGUUUUUGGAAACAUGGCAUCAGGGAGGACGCGCUCCACUCGCAGACUGCGUAACUGGAUUGUUGAACAGGUGAGCAGUGGUAAAUAUCCGGGGCUGGUGUGGGACGAUGAUGCUAAAACUAUGUUCCGUAUCCCAUGGAAACACGCUGGGAAGCAGGACUUCCGCAAAGAUGAGGACGCCGCCAUAUUCAAGGCGUGGGCAGAGUUUAAGGGGAAGCUGACGGAAGAGGGACGCGACAACCCGGCCUCCUGGAAGACCCGUCUGCGCUGCGCCCUCAACAAGAGUCCAGAAUUCACAGAGGUGAUGGAACGAGCUCAGCUGGACAUCUCGGAGCCCUACAAAGUCUACCGUCUCGUCCCCAUCAGCGAGCAGGGUAUGGUGACGCCUGAAAAGAAAUCCAGAGAUAAACCCACAAAGAGACCGAAAAGAAGGAGCAGCGAGUCGGAGAGCGAUGACGUCGGCCAAGUCAAGCAGAUAAAGACAGAGGCGGUCUCAUCUCAGCUGUGUAUUGAAGAGCUUCUGCUGCAGAGUGACAAUGACGUCCAAUCAGAAGAGCCGGUUCAGAUUGGUUCCAUUAUACAGAGAGACGGGGUCGAUGAGAUCCAGUUGGACGUGCGGAUCGAGGAGCCCGUCGCUUCUCCUACAGCAGCCCAGGACUCUUUGCGUGUGACAGUUCACUAUUUAGGUCAGCAGGUUCUCGAGCGCCAAAUCCAGGGCACUGAUGUCCGGAUAACGUACUUGCCUUCCUCUCUCAUCCCUCCGACCCCGGCCGCCCUGAAAGGAAGGUUCCCACGCAUCCCCCUGCCGGAGCCGCCUUCUAGACUGUCCCCCAGCCAAGAGCUACAGGCCCUGCGCACCCUGCUGCCCUUUAUGGAGAAAGGGGUGGUGCUGACCAGCACGCCGCAGGGUGUUUACGGCAAACGCUUCUGCCAAGGUCGGGUCUUCUGGACGGGACCACACACGACCCUGCCGGGCCUGCACAAGAUGGAGAGAAACACAGAGCCGGUGCUGCUCUUCAGCAAAGAAACCUUUAAACAACAACUGGAUAACUUCCGUUCAAACGGUGGCGAGCCUCCUCAGUGCAGCAUCACUCUAUGUUUCGGUGAAGAACUGAGCAACACAGAAGAUGAUCUAUCCAGAAAACUCAUUAUUGUUAAGAUCAAUUUACCGUGGGCAGAGCAGCAGGUCCAGAACGCUCAGUCCCUCUACGAGUCCAUCUCCAUCCUCCAGUCCCUGGCCAGCCAGUCUGGAGAAAUCACUCUCAACCUCGUCACCGUGCCGUCCGAGGCUGUCGCCUGCGAGGGCUGACUGAGCACUCUGGCUGUCCUGAAGGGCUUUUGUGCCAAAAUAAAGACACCCCCACCCCACCCCACCCUUCCCUUCCAAACUCUUUAAAAAUGACAGCAUGAAAUGCUGAGCAGACGUCACUUUUAUGAAAGACACUUUUUUUUUGGGGAUACCAAAUUUGAAGCGGAGAUCAGUUACUGAGCUUCUAAAAAUAAUACUGAUAAAAAAGAUAUAUUAUUGAAAUUAACACAAAACAACUUUUUGCACUAAAAAAACAAUAAAAAACAAUAAAAAACUAGAAUCAACUUUAGCCCUUCAUCACGUUAACUGGAGAUUAAAGAGUGAAUUUAAACAGACUUCUUUUAACCUGUAAAUGGACGUUGAGCUGUUUGGUUGGACAUUCGUUGGUAUACUGGAAGCACUACAUGUAAACCAACACUGACUGACAAGUCGUCUACUUAUGUGUCUAAAAAUAUCUUAUCUCUGUUCUUCAAUGGCUGCACAUAUAUUUUCCUCCAAUGCCAGUGGUUCCCAAUCUGUGGCUCGGGACCCUCACAAAGGGUCGAAGGAUAGGAGAGAAGGAUGGAAAUGUUUCUUGGAUGUUCUUCUAAUCUGUUUUUUUGUGAAUCGCUGGAUUGUUUUAUACGUUUCAGGCUUCAGGAUCACAAGCUAAACAGGUUGGAAACCACUGCUGUAAGUGUUUCUACUAGUAGCACUAUAUAUAUAAACCUUGCCUUGUUAGAUGUUUGUUUUCACAGUAAAUAAAAAGGGAAACAUACUGUAAAUAUAGUCAAAACUUAAAUAGAAACCUGAAAUAUUUAAGUAGAGUAGAAUGAGUGUCUUUCAUUUUUACUUUUAAUGUAACAACUGUUAAUCUAAUCCAACCCAGUGGUGGUGUUUCCUGCUUAUGUUGGUUUUGUUGUUGUUGAACAGACAUGAUAACUUUACAAACUUGGGUUUAUUAUUGUCUUUUAAUAGAUACGAAGUUUCACACUCUUGUCGAGAGACAGGGCACUGCACCUUUUGUCUCAGCUCCAUAGUGGUGCUAAAUCCAGAUCAAUAAAAAGGAAUAAUCCCACCAGUUAUACUACUACUACUACAUCUGGGACAUUCAGUGCAGUUUUAGGAAUUAUGUGAACUAAUCUAAUCUACACUCAUCUAAGGUUUCCUGCAGAGGAGAAAUGUAAACUUGAGAUCUUGACAGUUACACUAAAAGUCUGACAAAGUUUUAGACAUUUUAAAAGCUUUUAAAAUGUCUUCCAGUCAGACUCUGUUGUAGCUGUUCUGGAUACACGGUACAUUGGGGUCAACAAAACAACAGAAAAUCACUCAGUUCUAUACAACAAUCCUGCAGUAUACAGUCUGCUGAAGCACAGAAAAGAAGAUAUGCUUUUUCUUUAAAGUGUCAGAGCUUUGGCAGUUUUUAAGGUGUUGCAGAUAUCCUGUUGCACAUUUGUUUUCUGUUUUUGGCAGUCUUUACAAAAUCAAUUCAGGAAGGAAGUAGCCGCUAGAAAUCAGUAAUGUCAGUACCAAUGAGCAGUUUAUCAGAUUUAAA